UGUCUCAUCAGCAUAUUGUGUAAGAGAAAUAAAGUACAACAUGCAUAUAAAGAAUUAAUAUUAGUUGGAAACUCCUCUGAGCAUAUGGCCUCUAAUUUGGCCUUGGCACCUCACUCAGCUCAUGUAACACUGGCUCAUAAAAGCCAAUGUAGACAAACAGAACCCAAUGCAACAGAAAUAUUAUACUAAUGCAUUAGUUAUUUAUUCAAGAAAAUCAAUCAUUAAUACACGCCUGUUAGCUGCAAAAGUAAGUGAACCCUUGUUUUCAGUAUCUGCUGUGAGCAGCCAUCGUUUCAUUUCCGGUAACUUCUGAUCUGUCUCUGGAAAUUGAGCCACUAUUACAUAUCAGGUUAAUUCUGGGGUCAAAGUAGAGUCCUAGAGUCUCAACAGACCAAACUAGAUUAAUGUUUGAUACCUUUUACAUUCUUGUUUAUUGGCCCAAGCAGUUAUCGCCUUCUUAUUGUUCUUCAUUUCCACCAUGAAGGCCACAGUUUACUCUGAACAUUUGAUGUUGACAUGUGUCACUUGAACUCCACUGAAGCGGACUCUUAAUCUGGUUAUUUAUGGUUUCUGAGGCUGGUAGUUCAUCCAUGAAUGAAGGGAGGAGCUCACGUGAAAAUACCUACGAUGUGGCGCAUACUGCCUACUGCCAUUGGCUAGGCUAGUUAGCUGGUGUCUUCUAGUUGGUUGCUAGCUGCUAGCUGACUGCUAGCCUGCUGGUCUGUUUUCAGUUGGACUGGGCUUCUAAAUGUGUUUUGGGUUUGUAACAUCUUAUCCUGUGUAAUAAUUAAUGGCAGCACUGGAUUGUUUUUACAACUGCGCUUGGUGAAGUUCUUGAAAUAUCUUGGCUACUGGUGCUUAUUGUUUGAGAUAUUAUUGAAAAAGGCUCUGAGAAUAAAGGGAAAUUAAUAUUUGUCAGAUCAUACAGGUGAAGUUGUGCUGGAAAAGAAAGAUACCAGACAUGCGUAUGGUAAACAUUUUUGUCUUAUGUGGUAUACAAAGGCAGAAGUAUCCAAAACAGGCUAAGAUCUUUAAGGAAGUGCAGCAGGGUAGGCAGGUACAAAAGACGGUUGAAAUCUAAAUAAAAAGAGAAACAAGGUGAAUGGAACAAGAGAAAACAGGUUGGAACACAAGCAAACGGGUUACUCAACGUACGACAAAGAAGCCCCUUCCAGGUCUGAGGUAUGGGGCGCAGGUCAAAGUGUUCCAGAACCAGCAGGUUCCUCUGCUUCCUGGAGAAACCAUCCAGACGACAGUCAAGGAGAUAAUGUACAUUUGUCCAUUCAGUGGUCUGAUUACUGGAACUCUGACCAUCACAGACUACAAGCUGUACUUCACAGAAGUGGAAAAGGAGUCUCCUUUCAACCUCGACGUGAACCUGGGAGUCAUUAGCAGACUGGAAACCAUCAGUGUUCUCAACCAGGGAGAAGACACCAAGGGUCUGGAACUUGUCUGCAAGGACAUGAGGAGUCCCAGAUUUGCCUACAAGACACAGGAGAGCCAGCCGGAUGUGGUGGAGAUUCUGUCCAAACAUGCCUUCCCUCUCUCCCACAACCUGCCUCAGUUUGCCUUCCUCUACAAGGAGCAGUUUCCUGUGGACGGCUGGAAAGUGUACGACCCAGUGGCCGAGUACAAGCGUCAGGGUCUCCCUAACGAAAGCUGGACCAUCAGUAAGGUGAACAACACCUACCAGCUGUGCGACACGUAUCCUUCCAUCCUGGUCAUCCCCACCAGCAUAACGGAAGAGGACGUCAAACGGGUGGCCAUGUUCAGAGCCAAACACCGAAUACCGGUCUUGUCCUGGAUCCAUCCGGAGUCUCAGGCCACCAUCGUGCGCUGCAGCCAGCCGUUGGUCGGACCCUCGGACCGUCGCUGCAAAGAAGACGAACACUUCCUCCAAAUCAUCAUGGACGCCAACGCUCAGUCGCACAAGCUCAACAUAUUCGAUGCCCGGCAGAGCAGCGUGGCCAUCACCAACAAGGCGAAGGACGGAGGGUUUGAAAGUGAAAGCUUCUACCCCAACGUGGAGCUGAACUUCCUGGAAAUCCCAAAUAUCCAUGUGAUGAGGGAAUCGCUGAGGAAGAUGAAGGAUGUGGUUUACCCCACCAUAGACGAAGCCCACUGGCACUCUGCUAUCGACCAGACACACUGGCUGGAGUACAUAAGGCUGUUGUUAGCGGGAGCAGCGAAGAUCGUGGAUAAAGUGGAGUCUGGGAAGACUUCGGUGGUGGUUCACUGCAGUGACGGCUGGGACAGGACGGCUCAGCUCACCUCUCUGGCCAUGCUGAUGUUGGACAGCUACUACCGCACACUGAAAGGCUUCCAGGUUCUGGUGGAGAAGGAGUGGCUGAGCUUUGGACACAAGUUUGCUGCUCGCGUGGGUCACAGUGAUGAGGAUCAUGCUAACUCAGAGCGCUCGCCUCUCUUCGUGCAGUUCAUUGACUGUGUUUGGCAGAUGACUCGGCAGUUCCCAGCGGCCUUCGAGUUCAAUGAGUUGUUCCUGAUCACGGUGCUGGACCACCUCUACAGCUGCCUCUUUGGUACUUUCCUUUUUAACAGCGAACAGGAACGGGCGGCCGAGGAGGUCCAGUCCAAGACGUUGUCGCUGUGGUCCUACGUCAACAGCCAGCCGGAGGACUUCACCAACCCCUUCUAUGUGGACUAUGUGAACCAGGUCCUGUUUCCACUGGUGUCCUCCAGACACCUGGAGCUGUGGACCAGCUACUACGCCCGAUGGAACCCGUGUAUGAGACCACAGGUGCCGAUAAACCUGACUCUGAAGGAGCUACUGAUCCUGAGAGCGGAGCUCCAGAAGAGGGUGGAGGAGCUGCAGAGAGAGACCUCCUCCCUGGCCUCCUCCUCCGAACACUCUUCCUCCCCGAUACACUCCACAGGAACCCCGCUGCACACUGCCAUCUAACGCACAUCACAAGAACGUCCACGCGCACAUAAAAACACACAGACACAUGCUAGGGGGUUACACAACUUCAGAUUAGUCAGACUAGUCUUUGAUGACGUCUCUAAUAUGAACCCAGUACAAAGUAAUGAAAUCUAUAUUAUUGACGUGAACACAUAUGAGAACAGAUAUCAGUAGAAUUUAAUAAUGCUAGGGUUAGGGCAGGCCUUAGGGUUAGGCCCUAGGGUUAUGGACAAGACCUAGGGUUAGGGUUAGGACCUAGGGUUAUGGUCUGGAUCCAGGGUUAGGGUUAGGACCUAGGGUUAUGGUUAAGACCUAGGGUUAGGGUUAGGACCUAGGGUUAGGGUUAGGACCUAGGGUUAUGGUCUGGAUCCAGGGUUAUGGUUAAGACCUAGGUUAUGGCUAGGAGCUAGGGUUAGGGUUAGGACCUAGGGUUAUGGUUAAGACCAAGGUUAUGGCUAGGACUUAGGGUUAGGGCCCAGCAUUAUGGUUAGGCUUUAGGCCAUAGGACCUAGGGUUAGGGUGUGGAUCUAGGGUUAAAGUUGCUCUGCAACAACCUCACUUGUCUUUUAGGAGGCGUCCAUGUUGUUAUCGUCACGUAAUCAGAGACUAGUCAACUAGUUUGUAUGACCCCUAAAUCCCACACACACAGUUAACACAUCUUUUAACACAGUCUUUUCAGUAUUUGUUGUCGUUGCAGUCAUGACUGAACUAUGUUUACACAAUCUGAACUAUAUUAAAACAAUAAUAAUAAUAAUAAUAAUAAUAAUUAGAAUCUAUUUUUACGGAUAGGAAUGAACGUCUCAAUUUCCACAUGGAUCAGUCUCUCUUUGCUCUAACAUACAGUUAGAAAACAGCUUUGGCUCAUUGAGGUAUGGAAGGCAUGGAGAAUAUUGACUAUAUUCUGUCUGAAUUUGCGUGUUUUUACAGUGUUUAUGAUUCUUCUUUUGUUCUAAUGCAGUGAAACCUGUUGAUCACUGUGUCUUCCUGUGGAAGCUGGAGCAUGAAUUUGUCCUUAUGCAAACAUGUGUUUGUCUAAUUGUGUUUGUCUAACAAGUGCACUGCCCUGAUGACCAUAUUUUACUUUUGAAAUAAAGCAGAAAACAGAAAGAAA
Mugil cephalus (flathead mullet) is the source of this 4031-nucleotide messenger RNA. RefSeq names its product myotubularin related protein 1a (gene mtmr1a). The record is from RefSeq and is a predicted model, not a curated record. Gene Ontology annotation, molecular function: phosphatidylinositol-3,5-bisphosphate 3-phosphatase activity. Lineage: Eukaryota; Metazoa; Chordata; Actinopteri; Mugiliformes; Mugilidae. The coding region runs from base 1103 to 2920 and encodes 605 amino acids. The transcript has 16 exons. Gene Ontology annotation, biological process: dephosphorylation.